AUGAUCUUAUUCACAAUCAUUUUUGCCACAGCCAACAGCUACAAUUACACCUUUGAUUAUUCCAAUGGUGUUUUAUUCCAAGAGAACGAACCCCUUUGGACAUACGACGCUGAUAUCCCCGUAAGAGUCAAUGUGCUUCUGGACAGCCCGAGAGAGAAGUUUCGAAGAGCCCUCAACGCCGACUGUGGAGAAGACUACUUGCUCGAAUCCAAGCCUACGAACUUCUUUGGCCGAAACGGAACCGACUUUAACGAAACAACCGAGGAUUGCCUUCUUGGAUUCAGAACAUUCGACGAGGUAAUAAAAAGCUUCAUGGGGGAAGAUUUGACCAUAAGCUGGAGGCACAAGUUGGACUCAAGCGAUCGCAAAUCCUUUAACCUGUUCAAGAACGCCUAUCCCGAAGAUCCCUUGACAUACGAAGAAUACCUGAAAAAUGGAUUGCCAAAGAACCCUGUCCGACCACGCCAACUAUUCAGCUCGUUCAAGGAAGCAUACCCAAAUGAUCCCUUAACGUAUGAAGAAUACCUGAAGAAGGGACUACCAAAGAACCCAGUGCAAACUCGAAAUCGCCGCGCAGCAAUGGCAGGAGGUGCAGUCAUUGGGGGAGUCGCCAUAGCAGGCUCCUACGUCUACACCGGUGUCGUCGACGCAAAAUCACGAGCGAGAGACGCAGUUCUUGCUGCCGAAAUAGAACUGGAACGGAGAAGAAUCGAAAAACUUGAAGAAGUGGUGGAAACGGUAAACGAUAAGAUUGACGAAGCCGUCAAGAGAAUCCGCAAAGCAAAACGCCCAAUCGUCUCCUAUGGUGGAUUAACGAUUCCGAAUGACGCGAAGGCUGUUGAACGAAUUCUGGAAGGAGCUGAUGCGGAGAUAAACCAAUACUUCGCUUCCCAAAGUGCAGCCAUGGGCGAAGAUAUUGUCGAAUCGAUUCUCACAUUGAUGAACCAUCGGCUCCCAUUAAACCCGGUCUUCCUAGAUACGAUCAAAGCUCAGUGUAUCGUCUAUCAAACCGUCCCUGAAGAACAAGCCAGAAAAUUCUGCAAUGCAUUCGCAUUCCAUACCACUCGUUGGGACACUCGACUCAGGUUUGUUGGCCUCGGCUUAACGACAUGGCCUCGCAAGGAUGGCAACGCACAAGGCAAGGACGACCUCGAGAUCCGACAGACACAGGAGAUUGACAAUACGAAGUGUGGAUACUUCGAAGAUUCGACGCGAGCCUUUGUGAGCAUCCGACAACCUGGAAUCGCCCAGUGGUUCCAUCACCAUCCAUCGGAAAGUGUAAACAAAGUUGACAGUUUUAAGCGUACGCACUUUGCUGGAGCCCUGAACUGCGGACCACAAAUCCUUCGAAUAAGUGCCAUUAUCCCUGGAACACGAGAAGUGGACUCAGUCAUGACCUACAUCCAGCCGAUUCAAGUCAGAAUGCGGACUGUGCAAGACGACGAAAUGGACGAGAUGAACGCGAGGAUUGCAAAAAACCUUCACACGGUGAAGGAAAUGGGCAACACGAUGAUCGAGAUGAAUUUGACAACUCUCGAGCUAAUGAAACGAACCGCAGCGACUGAGUCACGAAACGCCGCUGAAACUGCCAAAGAAUAUCUCUACAAAAAAUUCAUCGCACCAAUAAUGGGAACCCUCGGAACACUUUCAUCGAUUGUGCUCAUCACGCUCGCAAUCUACAUCAUCAUCAAAUGCAAUAGCCGGAGACGCCGCAGACACGAAACACCAAAAGAAUACGCCCUUGACUUGCAAUUUGCGGAGAUGAACAAAAUAGCUCAAACGAACCGCUCAACGGACACCUUGUAA
Messenger RNA from Oikopleura dioica, 1806 nucleotides. The record is from the annotation of a GenBank genome assembly. Lineage: Eukaryota; Metazoa; Chordata; Appendicularia; Copelata; Oikopleuridae.